AAGAAGCUUGGCCAUCUAGCAGCAGAACUGCAAGUGAUUCAGAAGUAAGAAGGUGAAGGAAAUGGCUUCAUCAAUGAUCUCCUCUCCGGCUGUUACCACCGUUAACCGUGCCGGUGCCGGCAUGGUGGCUCCGUUCACUGGGCUGAAGUCCUUGGGUGGGUUCCCAACCAGGAAGACAAACAAUGACAUUACUUCGGUUGCAAACAACGGUGGAAGAGUGCAAUGCAUGCAGGUGUGGCCGACAGUUGGGAAGAAGAAGUUCGAGACUCUGUCUUACCUGCCAGACCUGACUCAGGAACAGCUUGCUAAGGAAGUAGACUACCUUCUUAGGAGCGGAUGGGUCCCUUGCUUGGAAUUCGAGUUAAAUGCAACGGACGCUUUCCCACAUCGUGCGAACAACAGGUCACCUGGAUACUAUGAUGGAAGGUACUGGACCAUGUGGAAGCUGCCUAUGUAUGGGUGCACUGAUUCUUCUCAGGUUUUGAAGGAGGUUCAAGAGGCCAGCACUGCCCACCCCGACGGCUUCGUCCGUAUCAUUGGUUUUGACAACGUUCGUCAAGUCCAGUGCAUCAGUUUCAUUGCCUACAAGCCACCAGGCUACUAAGUUUCCAUAAUUUGUAACCACCCCACUUUGUUGCUUUGUACUUAAACCAAAUUCCCAUUUCCUUUUCUCUUUUUGUUGUCCGGAGUAUCUUCUGUGGAAAGCUAGAGCUUAAUCCCUUGAUGUAUGGAGAUAUAUUUGAUAUAUUUAAUGAAUUGACAUCUCCUAACGGAUGCUCUUCAUACAAA
Molecule: messenger RNA, 789 nt
Organism: Vigna angularis (adzuki bean)
Lineage: Eukaryota; Viridiplantae; Streptophyta; Magnoliopsida; Fabales; Fabaceae
Product: ribulose bisphosphate carboxylase small subunit, chloroplastic 1
Exons: 3
Coding region: 62-604 (180 amino acids)
Source: RefSeq, a predicted model, not a curated record